Messenger RNA from Manduca sexta (tobacco hornworm), 1700 nucleotides. RefSeq lists its product as uncharacterized. The coding region runs from base 108 to 1193 and encodes 361 amino acids. Gene Ontology annotation, molecular function: DNA binding. Lineage: Eukaryota; Metazoa; Arthropoda; Insecta; Lepidoptera; Sphingidae. The record is from RefSeq and is a predicted model, not a curated record. The transcript is spliced from 4 exons.
GCUAUAAUCGGCAACGUCAGUUGCUAUCGGUGUUGAGUGUUGACCUGUGAGUCGCUGUUACUUCUCUGCUAUAACGCUAUUUCAGUUAUAACAUAAAUAUGUAAAUAAUGUACAAAAACUUUGAUAUUUGGGAUCAUUUUGAAAAUAUCGGUCAAUACAAGGCUUUAUGUAAAUAUUGUCAAAAUAAAUACGUUCACAGCGGAGUAACACAUAACCUCCUGCAACAUUUAUUUACCAAACAUAUCGACAAAAUGGGCAUAGGCGAAAAGUAUUCAAAAUUACCAUGUUCUGUUCUGUGGGAAUAUUUCACCAAAGUAGGCGAGGACAAGAUGGCCAUGUGCAAUUUCUGUGAUAAAUUGUUAUCUUAUAAGACAACGGUGACGAACUUAAAAGUGCAUUUGUCGCGGAGUCACACCGAGUCGUUCCUCCGACUUCUGCAGAACUUGCCUCCCGCCGAAAAGAUCGAUCAUAAUGAUAGCGCGGCCACCGUUAACGACGAGGAUUCGAACGAAUCGGACCAACUAACGCCGGACAUCUGGAACUUCUUCGAGCAGGAGACGGGCGGGCGCGCCAGGUGCGUCGUGUGCCGCACCUCGCGCCCCAACAACGUGGACGAUCUUAGGAACCACCUGGCAGAGAAACAUCCCAAACUCCUCACCGGGACCAGUCAGGAGACAGUGGUCUCGGAGGAGUCCGGCGACGAAGACAGCGGCAACUACACCGAAGUUAUAUACGUGGAGGAGGACACUAAAGGGAAACCUUCGAAAUACUACGUGAAGGAGCCCAAGCACAGUAGCAGGAGGAAGGAGCACAGGCCGAAGAAGGAGCACAAACCGAAGAAGGGGGAGCGGGACAGGCGGCUUAGCGCCUCGUCUGAUGAUCUCCCUAUAAAGAGGCGUAGAACAGAGGAGUGCAAUGAGCCAGACCAGAUCGACUCCUUCCUUACAUACAUCAAAUGUCUGUUGCGGCAGGUCCCGAAUGACAUGUGCGCGAAACUGCAGAUGGAAAUCGUCAAUUUAAUAAUGAAGGAAAAAUUAAAAGGUGUCGCCGAGGUUCCAGAUAAUUCUCUGAGCAUCACAAAAGAAGUGAAUAUUGAGAGAGCGGAUGUGAUAUCCGUGGCUCUAGCGGAUGCGGAUAUCGCGCCGCUGACCGAUAGUAGCCACUGCUACGUUGAAGAUAAGAGUGAGAAUUGAAGGGACUAGGUCGUUGUGAUCAAUUCUAUAGACUGUGGGUGAUUAAUUGUCACCAAGUCAAUCAUCAGCAGUGCCACAUUCCUGAUAUUUAUGAUUUAGAAGUUGGUAGGUUUGUAUGCAAUCCGUAUUGUUUUCUGUCAUUAAGUAGAAAUUUGGCAGCAAUAAUAUUGUUUGUUAAGAAAUUAAAGACAGCAAUGACGAAGGAUCCUUAUAAUACGGUUCUUGCCGACUUCGCUUUAUUUAGAAUCUAAUUAUCAUCAGACCGAUUUGGAACCCAUAUUUAUGCAUAUGAGUAACUAUGUUGUAGUGGGUUUCCUUUUGGAAAUGUUCAUCUGUCGCUACUGCUAGGAAGGUUCUGGCUGGCGGUAAUGGUAUUUUGAUGCAGGCAUGGCGCCUGACUGGCGACCGAUCUGCAAUCACAAGUUAUAAAAUAACUUCAUAUGUAUAUAACUAUGUAAGAAUUAUAUGAUUAAGUUUUGGAGUUUAAGUAAAUAUUAUUUUUGCAAA